Molecule: messenger RNA, 2029 nt
Organism: Eurytemora carolleeae
Lineage: Eukaryota; Metazoa; Arthropoda; Copepoda; Calanoida; Temoridae
Product: nuclear transcription factor Y subunit C-3
Exons: 7
Coding region: 581-1123 (180 amino acids)
Cellular component (GO): nucleus; epsilon DNA polymerase complex
Molecular function (GO): protein heterodimerization activity
Source: RefSeq, a predicted model, not a curated record
AAUUAUCUCCUUCAAAUGUUUUAUAUUUAUCUUUUCAGGAUUACACUCAAUACCAUGCAGUGAGCUCCGGUGGACCCAGGAUGAAUGAUGUUAUAGCGUUCAAGAUGGUUGAGAUGUCUAGUAAUUAUACUCCGGAAGUAUCCGAGUAUAAGGAGGGUAGAGUGGUGGAUAUUCAAGAUAAUCUGGUCACAUUUAAUAUUGUAUCACAGCAAACUUUAAAAAGGUUAACCCUCAACAGUUCUUGAGAUUGUUUCUGUCAUGAAGAUUAAAACAAUGCACGCACUGGGUAUACAUGGUACAUACAAGGGUUAUCGACCUGCCACUGAGGCAGUCUAUUGUGCUCUUUAAAAUUUACUCUCAAACUAAAGAUUUCUAACAAGGACCGGCAAGUUUGAGUUGAACCCUGAGGAACUCCCUUUUCAAGAACCCAUCGUUCAGAUCCACUGGUCUGCAGUUCUAGAACCAAGACUAGUGUUCCCAUAAUACAGAUAUACACUGUUCAAUAGCUUUGUUAUUAUUGACCCAUCAUUUUUUAAAGACAAAACGUCUAUGGUGAACAUUGUUAAAUUUUUCAGAUAAAAUGUCGAUUGAUGAUCCUGAAAUUGAAGCUGAGGGUUUAGAUGAUCCUGGAAUAGUUCCUGAAACUCCUGAGCUUGAUGAACCUGAAUCUACUCAAGGUGGAGAUAGUAUAAAAGUAGUUCCCGAAUCUGAGGAACUAGUUGAAGAAGAUAUCCUGGAAGAUGAUGAUAAAGAGAACGACCGAAUGGAGGAUGAAGAUUAUGAGACUGAAGAACAAUCUGGAAAUAUUUUGUCUGAUAAGACCAAUACACUCAACACUCGGAAGAAAGGAGAAGAGGAAGAAGAGAAGAGAGCUAAACUAUUCAGGUUUCCCCAAGGAACUAUCAAGAAACUAGUUAAACUUGAUGAAGAUGUUCACAUGGCAAGUCAGGACGCUGUAUUUAUGAUCUCGAAAGCAACAGAACUCUUUAUAGAAACCCUAUCCACAGAAGCGUUCUCCUUCACGAGUAAAAACAAGAAGAAAACUAUUCAGAAAAAUGACGUGGACACAGCUAUAGAGACAACGGAAGCAUUAGCAUUCUUGGACGGAGCCAUGGACGAUUAGAUUGUUUCAUUCUUAAACGGAGACAGAGAAUUUCAACGGAGAUUUUAAAAUACUAAUAUCUUCUUAACUGACAUGAAUCACAUAAAGUAUUGGUUUCCCCGAUAUUUUGGUCAUCCAAAAAGAUCUUAGGGAAACCCUUCGAGUUCAUGAGAAAUAAUUCUUGACAAAUUCUUUUAACCUAUAAAAUAUAUAUUAAAGGUUUCAUGUACAGUUAGUAAUCUCUUUCCUUAAAGUCUGCGUCAUUCUUUUUUUCCCUAGGAUACUAAUAUCAGAAACCUUUAUACAAAGCGUCAGAAACCAGCAGAUAAUUAUGUGAUACCUUGAUAAAUCUAAUACGCUUAAAGUAAUAUUCCUUCCAUUACGCUUAAACUUGUAAUCCAUCAAGGUUGACCUAGAAUUAUCCUUUACACGUGUAAUCCAUUACUCUGAAAUUAGAAAAUAGCAAUGAAUUUCAUUUGAGGUAGUCAUCAGCUCUACUUCCCUCAUCCAUUUCACUAACUAGUUAUCCAUUACUCCUUAAUGUUCAUCUAAAUAGUGAUGAAUUACUCCUUAACUAGCACUAGCAAUCCAUUACACUUGAGGUAAUCAUCUUUUUUUAUUUCAACUAGUUAUUCAUUUCUUUCAACUACAAUUCCUUUACUCUUCCUCUAGCAAUCCAUUACACUCUAACUAUAAUCCAUUACUCAAGCAAUUAAUACAUUACUGAUAAGUGAUAGUAAUCCAUUAGUCUUCAAGUAAUAAUCCAUUUCUCCUCAACUAGUAAUCUAUUAAUGUUCGAAUAGUUGUCCUCAACUGUUGAUCCAUUCACUUGAUACAGAGUCCAUUACACUUGGAUUACACUCCAUUACACUUGAAUAAUCCAUUUAUUGUCUAGAACUAGUUUUGUAAAUAUUUGUAUAUUUCAGA